AUUAGAAUGUUUAAAAGAUAUUUGGACGGGUACGUGGAUAGGAAAGGUUUUGAGGGAUGUGGGCUGAACACAGGCAAAUGGGACUAAACCAUGUCGAUAACCUAGUUGGCAGGGAUAAGUUGGGUCAAAAGGCCUGUUUCUGUGCUGUAUAAUAUGACUAUAAUGCCGCUGCUCUCUCUUGUCCCCCAAUUCUAUUUUGUACUCAGCACAGAGAAAUGCGGUGGAUGUAGGACACAAAGAUAGCGGUGAGCAGGGAACCAAGUACACGUCUCAGGAAUAUUGAACAAUUUUUUUUCCUCGGAAUUCUCCAAGGAGAAGGAUAUUGAAUUAUGUGAGGUAAAGGAAACUAGUAGAGUAGCUAUGGAUACUAUGAGGUUCAAAGUAAAAGAAGUACUGACACUUUUGAAAAAUAUAAAAGUGGAUAAGUCUCCAGGUCCUGACAGGAUAUUCCCUAGGACAUUGAGGGAAGUUAGUGUAGAAAUAGCCGGGGCUAUGACAGAAAUAUUUCGAAUGUCAUUAGAAACGGGAAUAGUCCCCGAGGAUUGGCGUACUGCGCAUGUUGUUCCAUUGUUUAAAAGGGGUUCUAAGAGUAAACCUAGCAAUUAUAGACCUGUUAGUUUGACUUCAGUGAUGGGCAAAUUAUUGGAAAAGAUACUUAGAGAUAAUAUAUAUAAGCAUCUAGAUAAACAGGGUCUGAUUAGGAACAGUCAACAUGGAUUUGUGCCUGGAAGGUCAUGUUUGACUAAUCUUCUUGAAUUUUUUGAAGAGGUUACUAGGGAAAUUGACGAGGGUAAAGCAGUGGAUGUUGUCUAUAUGGACUUUAGUAAGGCCUUUGACAAGGUUCCUCAUGGAAGGUUGGUUAAGAAGGUUCAACUGUUGGGUAUUAAUGCAGGAAUAGCAAGAUGGAUUCAACAGUGGCUGGGAGAAGCCAGAGGGUAAUGGUGGAUGGCUGUUUAUCGGGUUGGAGGCAGGUGACUAGUGGGGUGCCUCAGGGAUCUGUGUUGGGUCCUUUGUUGUUUGUCAUGUACAUCAAUGAUCUGGAUGAAGGUGUGGUAAAUUGGAUUAGUAAGUAUGCAGAUGAUACCAAGAUAGGGGGUGUUGUGGAUAAUGAAGAGGAUUUCCAAAGUCUACAGAGUGAUUUAGGCCAUUUGGAAAAAUGGGCUGAAAGAUGGCAGAUGGAGUUUAAUGCUGAUAAAUGUGAGGUGCUACACCUUGGCAGGACAAAUCAAAAUAGGACGUACAUGGUAAAUGGUAGGGAAUUGAAGAAUACAGUUGAACAGAGGGAUCUGGGCAUAACCGUGCAUAGUUCCUUGAAGGUGGAAUCUCAUAUAGAUAGGGUGGUAAAGAAAGCUUUUGGUAUGCUAGCCUUUAUAAAUCAGAGCAUUGAGUAUAGAAGCUGGGAUGUAAUGUUAAAAUUGUACAAGGCAUUGGUGAGACCAAAUCUGGAGUAUGGUGUACAAUUUUGGUCGCCCAAUUAUAGGAAGGAUGUCAACAAAAUCGAGAGAGUACAGAGGAGAUUUACUAGAAUGUUGCCUGGGUUUCAACAACUAAGUUACAGAGAUAGGUUGAAUAAGUUAGGUCUUUAUUCUCUGGAGCGCAGAAGGUUAAGGGGGGACUUGAUAGAGGUCUUUAAAAUGAUGAGAGGGAUAGACAGAGUUGAUGUGGACAAGCUUUUCCCUUUGAGAAUAGCGACGAUUCAAACAAGAGGACAUGACUUCAGAAUUAUGGGACAGAAGUUUAGGGGUAAUAUGAGGGGGAACUUCUUUACUCAGAGAGUGGUAGCGGUGUGGAAUGAGCUUCCAGUGGAAGUGGUGGAGGCAGGUUCAUUGGUAUCAUUUAAAAAUAAAUUGGAUAGGCAUAUGGAUGAGAAGGGAAUGGAGGGUUAUGGUAUGAGUGCAGGCAGGUGGGACUAAGGGGAAAAAAAAUUGUUCGGCACGGACUUGUAGGGCCGAGAUGGCCUGUUUCCAUGCUGUAAUUGUUAUAUGGUUAUAUGGAAUGGGCCCAACACAAAAUAUCUCCUGUCUGCCCCUUCCCCAGAUGCUGCCUGAGUUCCUCCAGAACUUUGUGUUUUGUUCAUGUGUUAGCCAUGGUGUCAGGUGAAGUGCUCACCACGAGAAGAUGCUUCCAUUGAUGAAUCUUUAAAAUACCGACCGUAUUCCUCCUUACUCUCCCCAUGUUGUGCCCCGUGAGCAUUAGAAUGUGUCGAACCACAAAUUAUGCUCAAACUAGUGUGCGGAUUUGUCAGCCAUCAUUUAUUUACCCAUGGAUUCUGAGAGCUCUCUGGUAAAUAUUUGAAGUUACUCAUUAACUGAGACUUUCUGCCGUUUGAUUGUGUUUGGUAUUUUAAAUGCAGAGAGCUACCUAAAAAUUGUGUGAUGAAAAGUAUUGCAUCUGGAAUUUUGUGGACAAAAUAUAUUUGAAGUGAAGUGAGGGUGGAAACCUGUACAUUUGGAGUGAAGAAUCCUCAGGUGAGGGUUUGAAUAUCGUGACUACACAAUGGUGAAGGCUUGUUGUUGCUUGACAUUUCUCAUGGUUAUUUUUAUGGAGGUAUCCAGCUACUCAGUAUUUUUACCAGAAAGAGAAGCCACUGAAGUCUUGAAAAUUAGGAAACGGGCUAAUAAAUACUUUGAAGAAUUCAAGGUUGGAAAUUUAGAAAGAGAGUGUAAUGAAGAAAAUUGUGACUUUGAGGAGGUAAAAGAGAUCUUCCCGACAACAGAUGAGGCUUUAAUAUUUUGGAAUCAAUAUGUUGAUGGUGACCAGUGUAAGGAUAAUCCAUGCGCCAACAAUGGAACCUGCCAGGAUUUGGUUGGGGGCUAUAGAUGUCAUUGUCCUGAAGAAUUAGAUGGGCCACAAUGUCAAUAUGAGCUGGUGGCAACAAACUGCACAGAUCACUAUGGUCACUGUGCACAUUACUGUCGGGAACUUCCAGAGAUCAAUAGGCGAGAAUGCUCAUGUGUGAAUGACUACAUACUGAGUGACAACGGGCACUCCUGCACACCUACUGAAAAUUAUACUUGUGGACUAAUCAAAAAUGACGGACAAGAUCCUCGGAUCGUAGGAGGGAGUAUUAUGAAGAAAGGAAGUAGCCCUUGGCAGGUUCUCCUGAUGGAUGCAAGUGGGUACUUCAUAUGUGGAGGAGUUCUCAUUAAUCGAUUUUGGAUAUUGACAGCUGCUCAUUGCGUUGACAAAGGAAAUCGAUUUAGAGUCAUUCUUGGUAAGCAUAACAGAACGGUCUUCGAAGAUUCGGAGGAUCAUAUCGUCAUAAAUCACGUGCGCAUCCAUCCUCACUUCCUUCGUAGCACCAUGGAUAAUGACAUUGCUCUCCUUAAAUUAUCCCAGGCUGCAAUCUUCUCUAACCACAUCCUACCAGUUUGCUUGCCCUUCCAAAUGAUGGCAGAGGAAAGACUACUUAUUCCAAACACCAAAGUGUCGGUCACAGGUUGGGGAGCUAUGGAUGAAAAUGAUGACAGAAUCCGCCCUAGUACUCUAUUAUUCAUCAAUGUCAUGUUGGUUUCCCAUGACAAGUGCAAGGAGAAACUAGGAGAUCAACUUACAGGCAAUAUGAUCUGUGCAGGAGACCCGAGUUUCAAAAAAGAUGCUUGUAAAGGUGAUAGCGGAGGGCCGAUGGUAGUUGCAACCAAUGGAACAAGGUUUCUGGUGGGACUGGUCAGCUGGGGAGAAGGAUGUGGCCGUUUCCAACGAUUUGGAGUUUACACAAAAGUAUCCAAUUACCUAGACUGGAUAGAAAACGUAAUUGAAAACUAAUUACUUUCAGGUCUACUCUACUUAGAUUGAUGGAUUUGAAAGUCAAAGAGAUUUUUCUAAUCUCUAUCCAAUUCACCUGCAAUUGUAAUAAAUAAUAUUCGACAAAUAUUUCAAGCUUUUAAUAUUUCAAGUGAGGUGUGAAAUAUUGUGAAUUAAUCAGUGAAGAAUAAAUGUGAUCAAUAAUCAAUUAAGGCUCGAGCAUAAUGACUAAUGUCACUAGUUUGGAAAGAAUAGUAACUUAUCCUUACCGAAUAAAUAAGUGAACAGUU
Molecule: messenger RNA, 4034 nt
Organism: Leucoraja erinaceus (little skate)
Lineage: Eukaryota; Metazoa; Chordata; Chondrichthyes; Rajiformes; Rajidae
Product: vitamin K-dependent protein C-like
Exons: 10
Coding region: 2497-3765 (422 amino acids)
Biological process (GO): proteolysis; blood coagulation
Cellular component (GO): extracellular region
Molecular function (GO): calcium ion binding; serine-type endopeptidase activity
Source: RefSeq, a predicted model, not a curated record